Molecule: messenger RNA, 2209 nt
Organism: Papaver somniferum (opium poppy)
Lineage: Eukaryota; Viridiplantae; Streptophyta; Magnoliopsida; Ranunculales; Papaveraceae
Product: multicopper oxidase LPR2-like
Exons: 3
Coding region: 204-1961 (585 amino acids)
Molecular function (GO): copper ion binding; oxidoreductase activity
Source: RefSeq, a predicted model, not a curated record
GAGUUUUUGUUUGGUGAGAAAAAAGAAGCUUAGCUCAUGUGUAUAAAAUUCACUCACUCGUUCCAUCUCUCUGUCUCUCAAACUCAAAUAAAUCUUCCUAGAUAAUGUCAUUUUUAUGUUUAUAAAAUUCAUUCUAUUCUUGUAGAACUUUUAAAAAAACUAUAUAUUCAUCACACUUCUUUGUAGGCAGAUUGUCAAUCACUAUGGAGAUGUUUUGGUUUCUUUUGCUCUUAAGUUUUGCUGCGGCUUCUUCCAUUAUCACACCAUCAGGAGCUACUAGCAGUGACAUCAACAGUACUACUGCAUGGAGGAGAGGUGAUAAUCUUAAGGACCCAAAGAUACUAAGAAUGUUUGUUGAUGAACUUCCAACUAUGCCUAGAGUUAGAGGUUAUCACCUCAAAGAUGGUCUACCUGUUUCCAAGAAACUCAAGAUUGGCAUGUUCCUCAAGAAAUGGAAAUUCCACAAAGACCUGCCACCAACUAAAGUUUUCGCAUUUGGUGUAUCAAAAAGAAGAGCAACAGUUCCUGGUCCAACAAUUGAAGCCAUCCACGGUGUCGAUACUUACGUAAAGUGGCAAAAUCAUCUCCCUGAGAAGCACUUAUUACCAUGGGAUCCAACAAUACCAACUGCCAAACCAAAGAAAGGUGUCCCGACUGUGACACACCUUCACGGCGGUAUAAUUGAACCACAAAGUGACGGCCAUUCUAAUGCAUGGUUCACCGCUGGAUUCAAAGAAACCGGUCCAACAUUUUCUAAAAGAACGUAUCGGUAUAAUAAUCAUCAACAACCUGGAAAUCUAUGGUAUCAUGAUCAUGCAAUGGGGUUAACUAGGGUCAACAUAUUAGCUGGUCUUUUCGGGUCGUACAUCAUUCGUCAUCCUGAGAUUGAAGACCCCUUACAGCUUCCAUCUGGUCAUACAUACGAUCAAACGCUCGUUAUCUUCGACCGUAUGUUUAACGUCGAUGGUUCUAUAUACAUGAACAAGACUGGUGAUAAUCCUUCCAUACAUCCACAAUGGCAGCCGGAAUAUUUUGGCAACAUGAUUAUUGUCAAUGGUAAAGCAUGGCCGAAGAUGAGUGUCCGACGUAGGAAGUAUAGAUUCCGUAUACUCAAUGCAAGUAAUGCUAGAUUCUUCAGAAUGUUAUUCUCCAAUGGUUUGAGAUUUAUCCACAUCGGAUCCGAUUCUGCUUAUAAUAAACGUCCGGUCGUGGUUGAUAAACUUCUAUUGGCUCCAUCCGAGAUUGCUGAUGUGGUCGUCGAUUUCUCCACGUCACCAUCUGAUGAAGUCAUAUUGCUCAAUGAUGCCCCUUAUCCAUUCCCAGGUGGUGAUCCCGUUGACCAAGUCAACGGGAAAAUCAUGAAGUUUCUCAUUAAUAAGAAGCAUGAAGUUGACAAGAGUCAUGUGCCCCAGAGACUGAUCGAGUACCCGGUUGCGGAUGUUUCGGGUGCUUCGCGAACGAGAUACAUAGCCAUGUACGAGUACACUAGCAGCAUCGAUGAACCAACACAUCUGUAUUUGAACGGGAAAUCUUACGAUGAAAAGGUUACUGAGAUACCUAAAAUUGGGACAAGUGAAAUAUGGUACGUGAUUAAUCUGACAGAGGAUAAUCAUCCAUUGCAUAUACAUCUAGGAUUGUUCACAGUACUAGACCGAAAAGAAAUCGUAAACUUGGAUGAAUUCAAAGAAUGUAUGACGAAGAACAACGAUCCGAUUAAGUGUGAAGUAAGCAAGUAUGCAAUAGGCAGAGGAAUUGGUGUUCCUAGACAUGAGCAAGGAUGGAAAAAUGCGUUCAAAAUGCAACCAGGUUUCAUGACGGAGAUUCUUGUUCGAUUUUCUCACAUUCACUCAAACGAGUCCUAUCCAUUCGACGCAUCAGCUGAACCUGGCUACGUAUACCACUGUCAUAUUCUGGAUCAUGAAGACAAUGCAAUGAUGAGGCCUCUGAAGUUGGUAGCUUGAGCAAUGACACUGCAAUGGGUUCUAGAAAGGAUGCACAUGUAUAGACACCAAAAUCAUGAUAUGAAUUGAGAGCAGGCUACAAGUUCAAAUGCAGGAGGAAGGGUAUUUUAUUUGUUUACAGUUGUAUAUGUUAGAGCAAAAACGCAAUAAAUAAGAUGAAAUAAUUUUGCCAGAAAACUUGACAUGUAAAAUACUUUGAACGUUGUUACUUUGACUAAAGUUUAACAGUGACGCUAGUUUUCACGAAA